AUGGAGAUGGAAAACAUUUACACUGGGCUGCAGAAACCAGACAAGGAUAUCUACUCAGUCCUCACAGCCAUGGAGAAACAGCUUGGAAAACCCACAGUAAACACGACUGUGAAGAAAGCCAGUUCCUUCAAGUGGGCUGCUGUGGUUUUUGCUGUGCUGUGGAUCCUCUCAGUCUCUGUCACCCUGGGUGUGAUCUUUCACAGGAAUGCAGAGUAUGCCAGCCUCUUUCAAAAGUAUUCCGACCUGCAAAAUCAACUGAAGAACUAUACGAACAUGACAGUUCACAGGAAUGCAGAAUAUGCCAGCCUCUUUCAAAGGUAUUCUGACCUGCAGAAUCACCUGAAGAAGGAUACGAACAUGACAGUGUGGAGGUGGAUCCUCGAUGCUGCAGCUGAUGUGACUCUGGACCCUGAUACAGCGCAUCCCAGUCUCAUCCUGUCUGAGGACAGGAAACAAGUGAGACUUGGAGGCACACGACAGCCUCUUCCUGACAAUCCAAAGAGAUUUGAUCGUUAUAUCACUGUCCUGGGCAGGCAGGGCUUCACCUCAGGGAGACACUACUGGCAGGUGGAGGUGGGGGAGAAGACUGCAUGGUAUUUAGGAGUGGCAAGAGAGUCCAUCAACAGGAAGGGAGAUAUGACAGCAAGCCCUAAGAAUGGACUCUGGACUGUGAGGCUGAGGGAUGGAGAGUAUGAGGCUCUUGGUAGUCCCUCUAUCACGCUCCCCCUCACCGUGAAGCCCUGGAAGGUGGGGGUGUAUCUGGAUUAUGAGGAAGGGCAGGUCUCCUUUUACAAUGUGGAGACCAGAUCUCACAUCUACACUUUCACUGACACCUUCACUGAGAAGCUCUAUCCAUACUUCAGCCCUUAUCUUAAUACAGAUGGUAAAAACGCAGCCCCACUGAUCAUCCUCCCUGUCAGUGAUAGAGAUUGAAUAAAGUGGUGUAUCUGUAUGACAGCCUACACCAGCACUGAUUAUCCUGCUCAUUGCAUUAUUACUUGCCCAUCUAUUUCUUUGUCUACCUGUAAUUGUUUUACUGAUUGGCUUGACAAAACUAUGGGAACGCCCGUCACAUUUAACACACCCCUGUGACUGGAGCACAUGGGCUGUCCCUCACAUGCCUGAUUCAUUUAACACACCCCUGUGACUGGUGCACAUGGGCUGUCCCUCACAUGUCUGAUUCAUUUAACACACCCCUGUGACUUGUCACUGUGCUCAGCCUCAUUACUGUGCUCAGCGUCAUUACUGUGCUCAGCCUCAUCACUGUGUUCAGCCUCAUUACUGUGCUCAGCCUCAUUACUGUGCUCAGCCUCAUCACUGUGCUCAGCCUCAUUAUUGUGCUAAGCCUCAUCGCUGUGCUCAGCCUCAUUACUGUGCUAAGCCUCAUCGCUGUGCUCAGCCUCAUUACUGUGCUAAGCCUCAUCACUGUGCUCAGCCUCAUUACUGUGCUAAGCCUCAUCGCUGUGCUCAGCCUCAUUACUGUGCUAA
Messenger RNA from Acipenser ruthenus (sterlet), 1488 nucleotides. RefSeq names its product erythroid membrane-associated protein-like. Gene Ontology annotation, molecular function: protein binding. The transcript is spliced from 6 exons. The record is from RefSeq and is a predicted model, not a curated record. NCBI's taxonomy places the organism in Eukaryota, Metazoa, Chordata, Actinopteri, Acipenseriformes, Acipenseridae. The coding region runs from base 1 to 933 and encodes 310 amino acids.